This is a messenger RNA of Blastocystis hominis, 1545 nucleotides long. RefSeq lists its product as hypothetical. The record is from RefSeq and is a predicted model, not a curated record. NCBI's taxonomy places the organism in Eukaryota, Bigyra, Opalinata, Blastocystidae. Gene Ontology annotation, cellular component: cytoplasm. The transcript has a single exon. Bases 1 to 1545 code for a protein of 514 amino acids. Gene Ontology annotation, biological process: cellular response to unfolded protein; protein refolding. Gene Ontology annotation, molecular function: ATP-dependent protein folding chaperone; heat shock protein binding; ATP binding.
AUGUCAACCGAGGACCCCACUCUCGUACAUAUUGGAAUUGAUUUUGGUACUUCCAAUAGUGUUGCUUAUGUUUGUAAAAAGAAUCGAUAUGAAUAUGUGCCAUUCCAACAGGGGGCUCAAAUGCCAUCUCUUGUGAUACUAGAGGGUACUAAAUUUGUUGUAGGUGUGCCUCCGCCAAAAUUUGAUAGUGUUGUAUUCAAAUCUGUGAAGAAACUAUUGGGUCAGAAAUAUAAUGAUGUGGAUCUAAAUGAUGAUAUGAGUACAUAUGGAUGCAAGAUUGUAAAAGGCCCAGAUGAUAUGUGUUGGUAUAAAACGGAAGAAAGACUUUAUUCUUGUGACGAAAUUGCUGUGGCAAUAUUUAAAAAAAUAAAAGAGGAAGUUGAUAAGUUUACUGAUGGCAAAGUGGGGCGUACUGUAGUUUCUGUUCCUGCACGCUAUUCUGCCAAACAAAGAUACCACAUUCAGAAAGCUGCGGAAGCUGCUGGUUUUGAUGUGACCAACUUGAUAAACGAACCCACUGCUGCUUCUGUGUGUGUAUCUAUAGAGAGAGGUAUCAAUGGGAAUAUUCUUGUAUUUGAUCUUGGUGCAGGUACUACAGAUGUAACAAUAUUGAAUUUGCAGGAUACGAUCUAUAAGGUAGAAUCGAGUUGUGGAGACGAUCAUUUGGGUGGAGAUGAUUUUGAUAAUUUAUUACUACAUCACAUUGAAGAUCGAUAUAAAGAAAAGUAUAAUAGAGAGAUAUGGGAUGGAAUGAAAGAAGUCAAAAAGAAUCGAGUGAUGAACAGACUAAUGAAAAUGAUCAUUCAUCUGAAACAUCAACUUUCUUCACAUAGUUCAGAAGAUAUUGAUAUGUAUGACAUUGUUAGUGGUGAUGAUGAAGAUGAAGAUUAUAGGAUAAAUGUUUCUCGGGCGACAUUUGAGAGAUUGAUUAGGCCAUUAACAGAAAGAUUUUCGACACUCAUUCAAACGGCUCUAAAGAAUAGUGAAAGUCAACUUGAAAAGGCAGAUAUCAACUAUGUUAUUCUUGUUGGAGGAGGAUGCUUUAUGCCUUGUGUAGCACGGCAGAUACGUGAUGAAUUCCCCAGAGCUGAGAUUAUUGAUAUGGGAAAGAAGAUGGAACUUGUAGCUGAAGGUUGUUGUACCUGUGCGAAGAAGAAAUUGAAACCGAAUUUCAAUGUUAUUGAUAUUUUAUCACACACCAUCGGUUUGUUAAUGGGAGAUGGUUCUGUAUUUCCACUGUUCAAAGUGGGUACUCGUCUGCCCACUGAUACUUUAGAAGUGAUUUUGUAUGCAGAUCAACCUGGAAUCAAAUUCUUCCAAACGGAAAUAGUGGAAUUAUUGGAUGAAAAGCAAGAUAAUGAAGCGCCUGUUUAUAAAGUUCUAGCGGAUGUAAUUUCCUCUGAAUUUAUACCGGAUCAUUUGAAACUGAAGGAAUUUAGUAUGCGAUUCCGACUGGAUAUCAGUGGUAUAUUCUAUAUGGAAGCUUAUGCUUUACCAGAGAAUGUGAAGUGUGUAACAAAAUCAGUAGAGGGAAUUCCUGUUUAA